CACAUCACAGCAGUAUAAGGUAUACAUACAUACACAUACACACACACAUCACAGCAGUAUAAGGUAUACAUACAUACACAUACACACAUCACAGCAGUAUAAGAUAUUCAGUACAUAAACACAUAACAGUUCAGUCAGCGGAUUAGCAUCUCCUAGGAUGGCGAAGGAAUGUCCCGCCCUACUCUGCCUCUGAUUGGCUAGUACUCGGUGCCUUCGUUGGUUGGAUUGGAUGGGUUUAGGCAUGGCCAAGGUAAGCCAAUCAGAGGCAGAGUAAACCAGAAAAAAAGGCGGGACAUUCCUUCCCCAUCCUAGGAAAACGCUUAUUCUCGUUCAGACGGACCAUCUGAACCGUUAAGUGUCUCCCUGUCCGGCUCGUUCAUGUGUCACGUGCACAUUGUUUCUAAUAUUACAUGUUGUAGCUGAAGGAGACAGAUCAGUUGUCGGAGGAUGGAUGUGUGUGUGAUCCGUGUCAGUCACUGUGAGAAGGAGAUCUUCUGCUUCUCGGUGCCAGAGGAGUGUCCCAGCUGUGGGGAGCAGCUGAGGGGGAGCAGACUGCAGGAGGCGCCGGUCAGCCUGCCCUCCCCCCUCACCAACGGACACAAGACGUCCUGCUGCCUUCUGGUCGCUCCCGCACAGGACAACACACACAGAGAGUUUGAUGGGAUGUCAGAUCUGCACACUGGUGUCUCCAACACUUCAGGAGUGGUGUAUAACUACACUCAGAGUGGUGUUGUUCGGGAUCAGAGCGGCUGGGAGAGUUGUGUCAGUGUUCCUCUGGUCCGGCCCGACAUGUUCCCCCUGCUGGCUCAGUGGGACCGGUACCUGGACCAGUUCUCUGAUGGACCCAUGUGGGACCCCGCCUGGCACAGGUUCGACGAGGAGCACCAUAACUGCUUCACGUUCUGUCUGGGCUUCAUCAACAGCGUCCUGGCAGCAGAGGGGCGGAGCCCUGUGAGCAGAGACACCUUCACUCACAGCUUCAUCCUGCCGAGGAUGAGGAGGGUCACCAAGUACACCACGCUGUACCGCCACAUCCAGAGACACCAGUACUACAUGGUGGACAGACAGCAGGACACAGCAGCUAAACCAGACAUAUUUUAGUCUGUUGGACUGGAACUCAGCCCUCAGAGUGUGGAUGGACCCCUCAUCUACAGUCCCAUGGAGAGAAAUAGAGCAAAACCUCACUGGACGUCUAAAGCGUGUUUUACAGUAACCGCA
Messenger RNA from Perca fluviatilis (European perch), 1218 nucleotides. Its product is annotated as MKRN2 opposite strand protein-like. The coding region runs from base 448 to 1101 and encodes 217 amino acids. NCBI's taxonomy places the organism in Eukaryota, Metazoa, Chordata, Actinopteri, Perciformes, Percidae. The transcript has 5 exons. The record is from RefSeq and is a predicted model, not a curated record.